Molecule: messenger RNA, 649 nt
Organism: Paramecium sonneborni
Lineage: Eukaryota; Ciliophora; Oligohymenophorea; Peniculida; Parameciidae
Source: the annotation of a GenBank genome assembly
AUGUAAAGUGCUGUUGUAUAUAUAACUUUACCUGGAGAAACCAUUUCACUCAAAAGUAUGAUAAGUGGAAAUACAAUAAAAACAAAUAAACAAGAUAUUAAUAUAACUAAAUAACUAGAAAUAGAAACCUUACAUGUAGGAUGGUUUUGGGUUGAUUAAUAAAAAAUCGCAAUUUGUCAUAAUCCUAUAUACUAUUAGCCUGAAAUUAAUGACUAUGUAAUUGUUUAAGUCACUGUAAGAAUAGUGAAUAUUAUUUUUGUGAACUUAGUAAUGGUCUUGUUUAUAAUCUAAAUUAAAUGGAUUUUGAAGGAGCAACAAAAAAGAAUAAACCAAAUAUUUAAGUUGGAUAAUUUUUAUUUUCAAGAGUCGUUGAAUUUAAUCACUAUUUAAAAGGCAAAUUAUCAUAUAUAAAUCCUUAAAGUAAAAAAGAAUGGGUAAAAGUAUAAAAUUAUAAAGACUACAGGAGAAAAUCUAUUUCGAGAAUUGUCAGGGGGUGUUAUUGUGGAAUUACCUUUCAACUUUGUAUAAAGUCUUUUAAGUUCUUAAACUAAGCCUGAAUUAUUUAAAGAAAUAAGUAAAUAUACUAGUUUUGAAGUUUGUGUUGGUAAGAAUGGUAGAAUCUGGAUUAAAGGGGCUGAUGCUGUUUUGA